AGGCGCAUCGCAUUCUAUCACGCGACCCACCAGGCGGCGGCGGCGUCUCGGCUCGCACCCCACAGCACACCCAUGGCGGCGGAGGGCGGCGGCGGAGGAGGAGGAGGGAAGGUGUCGUUCAAGGUGAUCCUCACCUCCGACCCCAAGCUCCCCUUCAAAGUGUUCAGCGUGCCGGAGGCGGCGCCCUUCACCGCGGUGCUCAAGUUCGCCGCCGAGGAGUUCAAGGUCCCGCCCCAGACCAGCGCCAUCAUCACCAACGAUGGAGUAGGCAUCAACCCACAGCAAAGUGCAGGCAACGUGUUCUUGAAGCAUGGCUCGGAGCUGCGACUCAUCCCCCGCGACAGAGUUGGAGCGACUGCGGCGUCUUUCUAGUCAGUCAUUGUUAGAGCCAACAAUGAAGAAACCUAUAUAACAGGAAUAAAAGCAUGUCCAUGCUCGGUUGUAUAAUGGAUGUAACAUGGUCGAGUAUAAUUUACCAUCAACAGCCAGCCAGCCCUAUGAUUGACAGGAUGAAUAUAGCUUGGCAGGCAGUGCCAUGUGUUGCUGUCUUUGUUUGCAGCCCCUGAUUUCCUGCUACUGCUCUUGAAA
Molecule: messenger RNA, 588 nt
Organism: Triticum dicoccoides
Lineage: Eukaryota; Viridiplantae; Streptophyta; Magnoliopsida; Poales; Poaceae
Product: ubiquitin-fold modifier 1
Exons: 4
Coding region: 73-372 (99 amino acids)
Biological process (GO): protein K69-linked ufmylation
Cellular component (GO): nucleus; cytoplasm
Source: RefSeq, a predicted model, not a curated record